Messenger RNA from Parnassius apollo (apollo), 1017 nucleotides. The record is from the annotation of a GenBank genome assembly. NCBI's taxonomy places the organism in Eukaryota, Metazoa, Arthropoda, Insecta, Lepidoptera, Papilionidae.
AUGACUAAAUGUGAUAUCUGUAACAAAGGGAUAACCACAAAGGUACCCGGACUGGAAUGCAGAUCCUGUGGCAAGGUGGUUCAUGCUAGUAAAGCUUGCUCUGGUCUCAACGCGAAGCAACUAUCUGCGCUUCGUAAUGCGGACAGACUAGACUGGACAUGCGAAGAGUGCCAUCAGAAUACACCUAACAGAAAGUCAUCCUUCAUUAUUCCAGAAGAAGACGAUGAAGACAAUGAUGUCGCGGUCUCUGACAAUAGCUCCGGCAAUUGUAUGAUAGACACAGAGAAGUUUCUAAAAGAUAUAACAGCAGAAAUGAAAAAAGUUUUAAAGAAAGAACUUCAACCAAUCGAAGCAUCAGUGAGCUUCUGUUGCACAAAAAUUGAUGAUCUUUCCAAAAUUGUCGAAGCUCAAAACAAACAUAUCCAGGAAUUAGAAAAGAAGUACAACUACCUUCAUAACGAAAAAACCCAUCUUGAGCUUGAAAUGAGCUCACUGAAACAAUAUCUACGUAAUAUUGAACAACAGCGUUUAGACAAAGUGAUAGAAGUGAUAGGUAUUCCUAAAGCUAAAGAUGAAAACCUUGUAAAUAUAUCUCUCAAACUAGCUGAGACACUCAACAUGGACAGGACGCAAGUAGUGAAUAUUACUCGUGUAGAAGGUCGAAAUAACCAAGAUGGAAACAUCCAAGUACAGUUCAAACAUGCAGAAAAUGUAAGCUUAUGGGUGCGAGCCUCGAAAAAGGAAGCAGUAGUGGUAGAACAAAUCAUCUCCGAGGCCCCUGUGGAAGUUGCUAAGACGAAAGUGAUCAUACGACGCGCCCUGACCAAAGCCAAUAAGUCGUUAUUAUGGCUAGCACAACAAAAACUAAGACCGGCCUACAAAUACGUCUGGUUCCAAGAUGGAAAGGUGCUACUACGUAAAGACGACAAAUCUAAGCCAAAGGUCGCGCGAAGCGAAGCUGACAUUGAGAAGCUCUCAGCACUAACGGAAAUAAUCGGCCAAAGUUCCAAGCGGUAA